AUGGGACCCCGGGCCAGGGCAGUCUGCUCCAUGUUCAUCCUGCUGCAGGUCCUGGCUGCGCCGGCUGAGAACUCAGACUUCUACCUGGCUGGGGAUUACCUCCUGGGUGGCCUCUUCACCCUCCACGCCAAUGUGAAGGGCAUCGUCCACCUCAACUUCCUGCAGGUGCCCCAGUGCAAGGAGUACUAAAUGAAGGUGCUGGGCUACAACCUCCUGCAGGCCAUGAGCUUUGUGGUGGAGGAAAUCAACAACCAUAGCAGCCUGCUGCCCGGCGUGGUGGAUGUCUGCUACAUCUCCAACAAUGUCCAGCCCGUGCUCUACUUCUAGGCUCAGGAGGACUAUUCCCUGCCCAUCCAGGAGGACUACAGCCACUAUGUGCCCCGGGUAGUGGCCGUCAUUGGCCCUGACAACUCCGAGUCCACCGCAACUGUGGCCCACUUCCUCUCCCUCUUCCUCCUUCCACAGAUCACCUACAGCACCAUCAGUGAUGAGCUGCGGGACAAGCAGCGCUUCCCCGCCCUGCUGCACACGGUGCCGGGCACAGAUCACCAGAUCGAGGCCAUGGUGCAGGUCAUGCUCCACUUCUGCUGGAACUGGAUCAUCGUGCUGGUGAGAGGCGACGACUAUGGACGCUACAACAGCCAACUGCUCAACGAGCGCCUGACCACCGGCGACAUCUGCAUCACCUUCCAGGAGACGCUGCCCACGCCACAGCCCAGCCAGGACGUGACCCAGUGGGAGCGCCAGCGCCUGGAAGCCAUCGUGGACAAGCUACAGCAGAGCUCGGCGCGCAUUGUGGUCCUGUUCUCGCCCGACCUGGUCCUGCACAACUUCUUCCACGAGAUGCUCUGCCAGAACUUCACGGGCACCGUGUGGAUCGCCUCUGAGUCCUGGGCCAUCGACCCGGUCCUGCACAACCUCACCGAGCUGCGUAACACGGGCACCUUCCUGGGCAUCACCACCCAGAGCGUGCCCAUCCCGGGCUUCAGCGAGUUCCACAUGUGCCCGCAGGCCGGGCAACCUGUGCCCAACAGGACCAGCCUGGGGGCCACCUGCAACCAGGAUUGCGACACCUGCCAGGACACCCCCGCGUCCUUCAACACCAUCCUCACGCUCUCUGGUGAGUGCGUGGUCUACAGCGUGUACUCAGCUGUCUAUGCCGUGGCCCAUGCAUUACCCAGCCUCCUGCACUGUACCCAGACCACCUGCUCCAAGAGGGUGGUCUACCCCUGGCAGCUACUUCAGGAAAUCUGGAAGGUCAACUUCACCCUCCUGGGCCACGAAAUCUUUUUUGACAAGCAAGGGGACCUGCUCAUGAGCCUGGAGGUCAUCCAGUGGCGAUGGGACCUGAGCCAGAACCCGUUCCAGAGCAUCACCUCCUACUACCCCGCGCUGCGGCGGCUGAAGACCACCCACAACGUCUCCUGGCACACCGCCAACAACACGAUCCCUGUGUCCAUGUGUUCCAAGGACUGCCAGCCUGGGCAAAGGAAGAAGCCCAUGGGCAUCCAUCCCUGCUGCUUUGAGUGUCUUGACUGCCUUCCGGGCACCUUCCUCAACCGAACUGCAGACGAAUUCGACUGUCGGUCCUGCCCAAGUUAAGAGUGGUCCCAUAGGAAUGACACCUCCUGCUUCAAGCGGCGGCUGGCUUUCCCUGAAUGGCACGAGGCGUCCACCAUCAUCAUGGCAAUGCUGUCCGUCCUGGGCUUCCUCAGCACCCUGGCCAUCAUGGUGAUCUUUUGGAGGCACCUGCAUACGCCCAUGGUUCGCUCGGCCGGGGGUCCCAUGUGCUUCCUGAUGCUGAUGCUGUUGCUGCUCGCAUAUACCAUGGUCCCCAUGUACAUAGGGCAGCCCACGUUCUUCACGUGCUUCUGCCGCCAGACCUUCUUCACCCUCUGCUUCACCAUCUGCAUCUCCUGCAUCACCAUGCGCUCUUUCCAGAUCGUCUGGAUCUUCAAGAUGGCCAGGCACCUCCCACGUGCCUACGGCUACUGGGUGCGCUACCAUGGGCCCUAUGUCUUCGUGGCGUCCUUCACCGUGCUCAAGGUGGUCAUCGUGGUGGGCAAUGUGCUGGCCAUGAGUGCCAACCCUACCGCCCGCGCUGACCCCGAUGACCCCAAGAUCAUGGUUCUGUCCUGCAACUACCUCAAGGCACUGCUGUUCAACACCAGCCUGGACCUGCUCCUGUCCGUGGCGGGCUUCAUCUUCGCCUACAUGGGCAAGGAGCUGCCCACCAACUACAACGAGGCCAAGUUCAUCACUUUCUGCAUGACCUUCUACUUCACCUCCUCCAUCUCCCUCUGCACCUUCAUGUCUGUCUACGAGGGGGUCCUGGUCACCAUCAUGGACCUUUUGGUCACUGUGCUCAACCUUCUGGGCAUCAGCCUGGGCUACUUUGGUCCCAAAUGCUACAUGGUCCUCUUCUAUCCGGAGUGCAACACGCUCAGCAGCAUGAUUCAGGGCUACACCAUGGGGAAGGACUAG
This is a messenger RNA of Neomonachus schauinslandi (Hawaiian monk seal), 2484 nucleotides long. RefSeq names its product taste 1 receptor member 2 (gene TAS1R2). NCBI's taxonomy places the organism in Eukaryota, Metazoa, Chordata, Mammalia, Carnivora, Phocidae. Gene Ontology annotation, biological process: G protein-coupled receptor signaling pathway; sensory perception of sweet taste. Gene Ontology annotation, molecular function: sweet taste receptor activity; G protein-coupled receptor activity. Gene Ontology annotation, cellular component: sweet taste receptor complex; membrane. The record is from RefSeq and is a predicted model, not a curated record.